This is a messenger RNA of Gadus chalcogrammus (walleye pollock), 1310 nucleotides long. Its product is annotated as fibrinogen gamma chain-like. NCBI's taxonomy places the organism in Eukaryota, Metazoa, Chordata, Actinopteri, Gadiformes, Gadidae. Bases 77 to 1036 code for a protein of 319 amino acids. The record is from RefSeq and is a predicted model, not a curated record. The transcript is spliced from 7 exons. Gene Ontology annotation, biological process: blood coagulation.
UAAAUAAAUAGCAACAGAGUCCGUUCUGCACUCCAUUCCCCGAAAAAGGACAAGGAGGCAGAAAUACAAAGAAAAAAUGAAUUUGUUAAUAUUCGGAGCAAUGUUUCUCCCCAUCGCAUCGGCACAGGUAGUGGCCAGCUCCACGUCGAGAAGUUGUCAACCAGAUGACACCUUUCAUUUUAGGCAGCAGGUUAGUUUACUGGUUAAGGUGUUUGAGGAACUCAAGCAGCUCACCCGUCAGCUGGAGGCCACAUGCAGUGUGCCGUGCAAGGACACGGUGGAGAUCCAGCCAAUCAAUGGAACAGAUUGUCAGGAUAUUGCCAACAAAGGAGCCAGUGUCAGUGGUCUGUACUAUGUGAAGCCGGCGAAGGCCACAGACCAGUUCCUGGUCUACUGUGAGAUCGACACCUUUGGUCGGGGCUUCACUGUGAUUCAGAGGAGAAAGAAUGGACAGGUGGACUUCAACCGAACCUGGGUCCCGUACAGGGAGGGCUUUGGAGACUUUUCCCCAGACGACAGCACAGAGUUCUGGCUUGGCUUGGAGAAGAUGCACCUUUUGACCACCAGUGUUACUCUCCCAUAUGUCUUGAGGAUAGAGAUGGUUGACUGGCUGGGCAACAAAAAGUAUGCCGACUACGCCAUGUUCCGAGUUGGACCAGAGCAGGAUAAGUACCGUCUGACCUACGGCUACUACUUUGCCGGCGAUGCAGGAGACGCCUUCGAUGGCUUUGACUUCGGGGACGACGCGAGUGACAAGGCCUACACCGUUCACAACGGCAUGCAGUUCAGCACCCCCGACAAUGACAACGACAAGUACGACGGCAACUGUGCCCUCCAGGAUGGCUCCGGAUGGUGGAUGAACAGAUGCCAUGCCGGCCACCUCAACGGCAAAUACUACCCGGACGGAAGGUACUCGGAGAAGGAUUCCGAUGACUUCGACAACGGCAUCAUCUGGGUGACGUGGCACGACCGCUGGUACUCACUGAAGGAGACCACCAUGAAGAUCAUCCCCGUCAGCAGGAUCAGCACAGACUGACAACAGCAGUCUGGGGUCAAGCAGUUUGGAGGGCUCUAGGAUCCCCUCGUCCCCACUUUGAAAAACACGCCAAUCUGGGAGCUACAAUAAAUGCGUUACAUGUUUGUAGUUUUUCACCAGCACCUGAAAGUUAAAAUGACAUAAUUAUUGAAAAACUCUGCAUACUCACCGCCAUACCUAAACACAAAUCAACACAACACAGUCUCUCUCAGUCCCGCCCCCUCGUUCUCUGUUUAAUGUCAUUAAACACACAAAAAAAUUAUAUAAUGUGUUA